AUUGUGACAGGAGAACUUCACGUUCCGUUAGAAGUAUGUGGAGCUGUGGUGAAGCGAGAGUUGGACUACUGGCAGGUAAACCAGUACUGCAUCAAAUCUUGUUGUUGGCGACAUUACCGUUCCUACAUUGAGAACAAAGCCAUACUCGACUCCUUCAACCGUAGUCUGGAAAAAGAACGAGUACAGAUCAACAUAAAUGAGUACGAAGGAUGGAAGAGAUUACAGAUGAAAAUCUGGUUGAUCCUGGAACACCCGCGAACAUCCCGUGUGGCAAUGGUGUAUGGCGUCGUGUCUUUGUUGUUUGUCGUGGUUUCAAUCCUUGGGUUUUGCCUGGAGUCACUUCCAAUGUUAAAAAAGCCGUUGAAAAACAUCACUUUUAGUGCUAAUACUACAGGAGGCUGCGGAGGCUCAACAGCGCAAGUCAUGACUCAGAACGAGGCCCUCAAUAUCCUUGACAUCAUUUGCACUGUUUAUUUUACAAUCGAGUUGGCUAUCAGAUUCUGUUUCGCUCCAGAAAAAAUAAAGUUUGUUCGUUCUAUGAUGAAUAUCAUAGAUUUGUUAGCGUUAGUUCCGCUCUAUAUGCAACUUGUCUUCAACACGGACACUUUACAAUCAUGUUAUGCGAACGAAAGACUGGUGAUAGAAAUAAUGUUUUUGCUAAGAAUAGUGCGAAUGUUCAGAAUCAUGCAUCUUGUAAAACACUACCAGGCGCUGAAGAUAUUAGUUUAUGCCCUCAAGGCCAGUGUCCAGGAGCUGCUCAUGCUGGCUAUAUUUCUCAUCAUCGGCAUGCUUGUAUUUGCAUCCAUGAUUUACUAUGCAGAACGAAAGGACGCUGUUCAACCAAGCGAUAAGUUCAACACAAUUCCAAUGGGAUUUUGGUGGGCGCUUAUCACUAUGACUACGGUAGGGUACGGUGACGUAUUUCCUACUAAACCAAUCGGAUACGUUGUAGGGGCCGCUUGUGCCGUGAGUGGUGUAUUAAUGAUAGCACUUACCAUUCCUGUUAUAUCAAACAACUUUACACUUUUCUACACGCACGUGCGAUCACGUGGAACUAAGGAAGAGGAGCGUGACAGGUACAGAAACAGCAUGAGCACGUGCGUGAAUAACCCUUUCCGAGAGGAUACAGCUACUGUAAAUUCGGAAGAGGACGGAUACGGGACCAUCUCAUUGUUAGAGGAAAAAAGAAAAUCAUGUGAUUCGGUUAUAGAUACAUAUAUGAACGGUCAUGCAACACUGAAAAACUUUCCGGGCAGAAAAUCACCUAAAUAUAAGCACUUCAAAAAAAUCCCAGAAGCCACGUCGCUGAAUGAUAUGAUUAUUGUCAAUUCUGAGUUUGACAUCAGCGGUCAGGACAGUGAUAAAGCCCGGUCGGACGACGGGGUAGCUUAUGCCGGAGAGACGUUGCUGUAA
Messenger RNA from Ylistrum balloti, 1413 nucleotides. Its product is annotated as potassium voltage-gated channel subfamily C member 3-like. Gene Ontology annotation, cellular component: membrane; voltage-gated potassium channel complex. The transcript has 2 exons. Gene Ontology annotation, molecular function: delayed rectifier potassium channel activity. Gene Ontology annotation, biological process: potassium ion transmembrane transport. The record is from RefSeq and is a predicted model, not a curated record. The annotation marks the transcript as partial. NCBI's taxonomy places the organism in Eukaryota, Metazoa, Mollusca, Bivalvia, Pectinida, Pectinidae.